AUGACUUCCAGAACAACAUCAUUCACCCUCUCCCGACCGCAACCGAGCCGACGGCCGAGUCUAAGUUCGAGGUUAUCCUUCGCCGUUUCCACCGCCGAGCGCGGCGAGGGCGAGGGCCGCGAUGCACCGGCCGCCCAGCAGAUCGAGGAGGAGAUCGCUGAGAUCAAGAGAUAUGAGGACUUCACAACCAUAGACUGGGUCCAAGAUGCCGCCAGAGAACAGAUGCGGCGCAAGGCCCGCCGGAGGAGGACGGCCGGUCUCUUCGACAACGGCAAGGUGACAUGGCGGUACAAGCUAUGGGAAUCCUACGAUGCCGCCCAGGGAUGGAUCGUCGUGACGCUUGUCGGCGCUGCUAUCGGGCUGAUCGCAUCGUUCCUCAACAUCAUCACCGAGUGGCUGUCCGACAUCAAGCUGGGCUACUGCACGACUGCCUUCUACCUGAACGAGAAUUUCUGCUGCUGGGGCGAGGACAACGGAUGCGACGACUGGCACAGGUGGACCAGUUUCGAGCCUCUCAACUAUUUCCUGUAUAUCAUCUUUGCCACGACCUUCGCCUUCACUGCCGCGAUACUCGUCAGGUCCUACGCGCCGUAUGCGGCCGGCUCGGGUAUAUCCGAGAUCAAAUGCAUUAUCGCAGGGUUCGUCAUGAAGGGGUUCUUGGGAUUCUGGACGUUGCUCAUCAAGUCUAUCGCCCUGCCGCUUGCUAUCGCAUCCGGUCUGUCGGUUGGAAAAGAGGGCCCCAGCGUCCAUUAUGCGGUCUGCACCGGCAACGUCAUUUCCAGGAUGUUCGAAAAAUACAAGUACAACGCUUCCAAGACCCGAGAGAUCCUAAGCGCUUGCGCUGCCGCGGGCGUGGGUGUGGCUUUUGGUAGUCCCAUAGGAGGUGUGCUGUUCUCGCUCGAGGAGAUGUCGAGCUAUUUUCCCUUGAAGACUAUGUGGCGAAGUUAUUUUUGCGCCUUGGUGGCAACCGCAGUUCUCGCCGCUAUGAAUCCGUUUCGGACCGGGCAGUUGGUCAUGUUCCAGGUUAAGUACGAUCGAUCAUGGCAUUUCUUCGAGGUCGUUUUCUACAUCAUCCUCGGAAUCUUUGGCGGCCUUUACGGUGCUUUCGUUAUGAAGUGGAACCUGCGGGCUCAGGCCUUUCGCAAGAAGUACCUGACCAAGUACGCAGUGCUCGAAGCCACACUGCUGGCCGCGGGGACAGCUAUUAUUUGCUAUCCUAAUGUGUUCCUUCGGAUUGACAUGACAGAGAGCAUGGAGAUCUUGUUCUUGGAAUGCGAAGGGGCAGAGGACUAUCAGGGGCUAUGCGACGCCGACAAGCGCUGGAGCAAUAUCCUCUCUUUGACCCUGGCGACAAUUAUCAGGAUAUUCCUGGUCAUCAUCUCAUACGGUUGCAAGGUUCCUGCGGGUAUUUUCGUGCCAUCAAUGGCGAUCGGGGCAUCGUUCGGACGAACUAUCGGCAUCAUCGUCCAGAGUCUGUACGAUUCUUUUCCCAACAGUGCCUUCUUUGCCGCUUGCAAACCAGAUGAGCCUUGCAUUACCCCUGGGACAUAUGCAUUCUUGGGUGCUGCAGCUGCUCUGAGCGGAAUCAUGCACAUUACCGUCUCUGUGGUGGUUAUCAUGUUUGAACUUACCGGCGCUUUGACUUAUAUUCUCCCUACCAUGAUUGUGGUUGGCGUUACCAAAGCGGUGUCGGAGCUGUUUGGAAAGGGUGGCAUCGCAGAUCGAAUGAUCUGGUUCAGCGGUUUCCCCUUUCUUGAUAAUAAGGAGGAGCACAACUUUGGUGUACCCGUCCAGGCUGUUAUGAAGACGGACGUCGUAGCCAUUCCAGCCAAUGGCAUGAUGCUUCAGUCUGUCGAAGAUCUCCUGAGCCAGCCCAAAUACCAAGGCUUCCCUAUAGUGGAAGACCUGGAGUCGAAGAUUCUUCUUGGCUAUAUAGGUCGAACCGAACUCCGCUACGCAAUCGACCGACUGCGCCGUGAGCGUCAAAUCACCAUCAACCCCGAAGCGAAAUGCGCUUUCUCGCCCCCUGCAACGGCGCUCAGCAGUAUCACACCAAUUACGCCCACAGUUACUGUCAACAACGCCGACUUCGGUAUGUCGGCUGCCUCUAUCGACUUCAGCCGCUACGUGGAUGCGACCCCUGUCACUGUACACCCGCGGCUCCCAUUGGAGACGGUCAUGGAACUAUUCCGGAAGAUCGGACCUCGUGUCAUCUUGAUCGAACACCACGGUCGCCUGACAGGCCUAGUCACAGUCAAGGAUUGCCUCAAAUACCAAUUCCAGGCCGAGGCGUCCGAAAACCCCCGAGAGGACCAUGACAUUCAGAGAGGACACGAGAGGCUCUGGGGAUGGAUUCGGACCGCGGCCGGCUGGGUCUCGGACAAGGUCGCAAGUGUCAGUGGUGGCAGGAUACAGCUGGGAAACGGACCCCCACCGCCGCCGAGAGGGGCGGGUGCCAUCAUGGAUGGAGACGAGGAUCUAGCGGAUCUAGCGGAUGAUGAGGGUCUAGAGCUGGAGAAUAGAUAA
Molecule: messenger RNA, 2526 nt
Organism: Neoarthrinium moseri
Lineage: Eukaryota; Fungi; Ascomycota; Sordariomycetes; Amphisphaeriales; Apiosporaceae
Exons: 3
Coding region: 1-2526 (841 amino acids)
Biological process (GO): chloride transport; transmembrane transport; intracellular copper ion homeostasis
Cellular component (GO): Golgi apparatus; membrane; early endosome
Molecular function (GO): voltage-gated chloride channel activity
Source: RefSeq, a predicted model, not a curated record